UCAGCCUAUAAUUCAAUAAAUUCAACCAAUUUAAAAUUACUUUGUCUGUGAUAAAUAGAAAUGAGAAAAGUAGUAUUCACGAUUUGGUCUAUUUACGAAUAGCUUUAAGUUUCAAAACAUCAUAACGACAAACCUAAACCACCUAACUAAACCAGUCAAUAAGAACCACGUACCUUAUGGGACGUACCGUACCAUGUAUGGCUGUCAGUCAUUGACUGACAAUACAACAAUAGUAUAUUUAUCAUUUAGUUAGAUUACUUUAGAUGCUUAUAUUGCCUUUUAUUUCUUUCCUUAUCGUUAUCGGAGUAAAUACCGCUAUCGUAGUGAUCCCUCAGUGGCGAAAACGGCGAGCAGCGGAUAGAACCAGUCUACCCAAGAUGUCUCUACGUCAAGCUUUACUCCUUUCUUCCUCAAAUUGCCAUGGCUAUGGGCUUUUGGAGUUUGCUAAAGAGGAAAUAUGUUCAUUUCUAAAAAAGCAUAAUGUUAAAGAUUUGAUUUUUAUACCAUAUGCUCAAAAUGAUUACAAUACCUACACCGCCAAAAUGAAAGCUGCUAUCGACCCGUGGGGUAUCAAUGUUACUAGCCUCCAUACCUACCCUGAUCCAGCAAAUGCUAUCAAUUCGUCACACGCAAUUUUUGUAGGGGGCGGAAACACCUUCCUACUUUUGACACGUUUGUAUGAAAAGGGACUUGUGAGUCUCAUAAGGAAGAGAGUACACGAAGGGCAUUUAUUGUAUAUAGGAAGUAGUGCUGGAACAAAUGUUGCUACAAAGAGUAUCCAUACAACAAAUGACAUGCCAAUAAUCUACCCUCCCUCUUUUGAGGCUAUUGGGAUUGUGCCGUUCAACAUCAACCCACAUUACAUUGAUGUGAUUGAGAGUGCCACACACAAAGGUGAGACUAGAGAGCAGAGGAUAAGAGAAUAUUUAGAGAUGUCUCAUGCAGCACCAGUCUUGGGUCUGAGAGAAGGAGCAAUAUUGAAAAUAGAUAAGGAUUGUCUAAUUCUGAAAGGGGUUGCUGGUGCUGUAUUGUUCCAAAAGAAUGAUAAGAAGACUGAAUAUGCUGCAGGUGAAGAUGUUUCAUUUCUGCUAAAUAGUACUAAGGAUAUGAAUUAAACACAAAGGUGAAGUUGUGUUAAAACUGUACUGUUACAUAUUUUGAUAAUCAUGUACCUAUAUUAAAAAGAAAUGAGGAUUAUAUUUCUAUAAAAUUUAUUUUAAAUAAUAAAAUAUUUAUUGACAUUGAGAAAUGUUAAUCUUUAUAUGUAUAAUGGUAUAGAGUACACUUAACACAAAAGUUCACUAUAAAUUACACUAAGGAAUUGUUAUUCCUUGAAUGUUCCAUCCCGAGAACUCAGUGAGUUCAGUUCAGUUUUAAAUUAUUAGUAAAGUUUUUCACACCA
Pectinophora gossypiella (pink bollworm) is the source of this 1402-nucleotide messenger RNA. RefSeq names its product probable alpha-aspartyl dipeptidase. The record is from RefSeq and is a predicted model, not a curated record. Gene Ontology annotation, biological process: proteolysis. Gene Ontology annotation, molecular function: serine-type peptidase activity. Bases 264 to 1115 code for a protein of 283 amino acids. The transcript has 3 exons. NCBI's taxonomy places the organism in Eukaryota, Metazoa, Arthropoda, Insecta, Lepidoptera, Gelechiidae.